UAGACUACUUAGUAUUUCAAUUUUCAAUGGUUUCUUUGCAGUAUGAUGUUGUUAUUGGGAUGGAGAUUGAGGCCUGUCCUGGUAGUUUUUAUUGGACUGCCUUUACUGAAACCCUGUCUGGUGGUGGCGUCGGUAGGUGAUACGUCGUAUGACUUUCAAUACUGUUUACAUAAUUGUGUGGAGGAAUGGAGUGGUACAAAAUAUCCACAAAAUCAGAUCGAUCUGCAUCUGCGAUGGUUAGGGUGGACUCCCGAGGAAGACUGUCAAUACACGUGCAUGCACGCCGUCACAGAAAAGGAUGUGCAAAGGGGUCGAAAAAUCCGACAAUUCUAUGGAAAGUGGCCUUUUAUCCGCAUUGCCGGGGUGCAAGAACCAGCAUCUGUCUUCGCGUCCAUACUCAAUGCCUGGGCGCAUCUCACCGGUCUGCAACAGUUCACUACCAACACUCCUGAAAGAUAUCGUCUGCGUGAGCUCUGGAUGGCGUGGUCGCUGUUCUCAGUCAACGCAUGGGUGUGGUCAUCCAUUUUUCAUUGCAGAGAUACACCCUUCACAGAGAAAAUGGAUUACUUCAGCGCUACAGCAGUGAUUCUCGUGCAGACAUACGCGGCAGCAAGGCACACAAACUGGAUUCGACGGAAGAAUUGGAUCUUCCCACUGGCCUUAACCUGUUUCUUCGUGUACCACAUUUGCUACCUCACAUUCCGGCAUAGGUUCGACUACUCUUAUAAUAUGGUUGCUAUGGUGACGCUGUCCGUGGUUCACAGUCUGUGGUGGUUAAUCUGGUGUGUGCUCUCCUACCGCGACAAACCCCACGUCCGCCUGUGUGUAGCCGCCAUCGCCCUGGCAGGCGUUUUCAUGGCGUUCGAAGUGUUCGAUUUCGCGCCUCUGUGGGGCCAUAUCGAUGCCCACUGUCUGUGGCAUUUUGGUACUGUGCCUGUGGCUAUUCUGUGGUACCGGUUCCUGAUCUUGGAUGCCCAGCAAACCGUCGAUGUAGAGCAUGGGGAUUGAAAUUCUAUUUAUCAACACUACGCACCUAUGAAGAUAUAUGGGACGGCAACACCUUUUUAUAUGAACACGCAAGCAAGCAGAGGUAUCACAAGCCUAGCUGACAGCUUACGGUUGUACUACUGUGAUCGUGUAGUUAGCGUUAAGACAUUUUUGAAUUCACUCAAAUAGUCGCAUACUGAUAUAGAGAUUUAGGCAAUGGAGAACCCUGGGGGGCGCUGUACGUAGUCAGUAUUCUACACAAUGAUCGAUAGUUUAAGUGAAAAAGACAUUCUUGGCAUUUCUGAAGGGUUCGAAUUCGCACCAGUCUCAACGCAAGUUCGUGACUGAUACCCACUCGGCACCCAAAGCGUGGAUCCAUUAGGUGUAGCCGCCGCAGGCUGGCACCUAGUAAGUAUGUGCGAGUGUGUACCAUGAGCUUACUGGGUAAUAGUCGAGGAAGCUCUUGAGUUGAUCAAAUUGAAACGGGAAUGUACCUGGUUUUGAGCGGCCGGACCGGAUGCGUGACUGUUGCAGCUCGCAUACGAAUCCAAGCGGCGGAUCCAGACACGCACGUACCCACAAGCACACAGUGUGACUUAGCUGAAGUAAAGGUCUCCAUCUCGGAGUAAAUUGGGUAAAGAAUAAGC
This is a messenger RNA of Sphaeroforma arctica JP610, 1634 nucleotides long. RefSeq lists its product as hypothetical. Lineage: Eukaryota; Ichthyosporea; Ichthyophonida. Gene Ontology annotation, biological process: GPI anchor biosynthetic process. The record is from RefSeq and is a predicted model, not a curated record. Gene Ontology annotation, molecular function: hydrolase activity, acting on ester bonds. Gene Ontology annotation, cellular component: endoplasmic reticulum membrane. The transcript is spliced from 7 exons. The coding region runs from base 43 to 1008 and encodes 321 amino acids.